AAAUAUGUGGUGUUAUAAGAAAAAAACCCCACAUUUCAGAGAGGAUUUGGAAAGAGGAGCAGAGGGGAAAGGAGGAUGGCAGAGAUGUCUGACCCCAGGGAGCCAGAUGGCUCUGAGGAGGAGAAUUUUGGGGGCAAGAGACUGACUGGGAAAGACCCUGGACAACUCUGCAGUUGGAGGAGCUUGCCAGGGUGUCUGACCCGGGCCCCUCUGCUUCUGUUCCUGGUUUUCAUCUCACUGGGUUUCCUUAUGCUCCUGGUGACCACCAUGGUUCAAGUCUCCAGGAUUGACCAGUCCCUGCAGAAAGAGACAAGGGACGAUCAGGAGAGCCACAACCCGGUUGCUGUCGCACAGGAGCAGAUGCAAUCAAAGCUGGAAGGAAUCCGGCAGCAGCUGACCUGGAUGAAUGCCACCCUGGCUAGCCUGUGCCAUCCUUGCCCCUGGAAUUGGGAAGUCUUCCAGGGGAAUUGUUACUUAUUCUCCUGGACCCAGAGUGACUGGAAAUCUGCCGUCUCUGCCUGUCGGAACAUUAAGGCCCAACUAGUGAUCGUCAGCAGUGCUGAAGAGCAGAAAUUCCUGAAGUUUUGGUAUGUCAGAAAUAAUAAGCCCACUUGGAUCGGCCUCAGUGACCACCACAAUGAGGGUUCCUGGCGGUGGCUGGACAACAGCUCCCUCCAACUCAGCUUCUGGAAAGAUGGGGAACCCAACAACCACGGAGAUGAGGACUGUGUGGAAUUACACAAUGAUGGCUGGAAUGAUGGCAGAUGUGUUACAGAACACUCCUGGAUCUGUGAGAAGCCCUCAACUCCCUGCCCUGAACUCUGAGGGUCACUGCCUCUUCCAAUCCCCGGCCCCUCCCCCACCAUGGUCCCCAGAGAUCAGGCAACUGGGGCUCUGCUGGUUUCUCUCUGGCUCUACGCCCUUCUGUUUUUCCCUUUGGUGAAUUCCCAUCCUUCUCCUGUACGGAGGUCUCUGAGAUCCUGAGAGAUUCUGAGACCCCGAGAGAUUCUGAGACCCCUUUAUCCUCUAAGACCCAUCCUGCAUAGGUAAAGACCAUCUCAUUCCUUCUAUUGAUACCCUCGGCCCCUCCCAUGACAUCCCCUUAAUAAAAUCACACAUUGCAUUA
Molecule: messenger RNA, 1126 nt
Organism: Camelus dromedarius (Arabian camel)
Lineage: Eukaryota; Metazoa; Chordata; Mammalia; Artiodactyla; Camelidae
Gene: CD209
Product: CD209 molecule
Exons: 8
Coding region: 76-825 (249 amino acids)
Source: RefSeq, a predicted model, not a curated record